AUGAACCCGUGGAGGGGAAGGUGUAAAAUGUGGCCGUAUUCAAAAAAUCAAAAGAAAGAAAGCUCAUCGUGUGAUAAGUGUCGAGUUGUGUUGAAAAGUACCAGCUAUGAUACCUAAAUUUACCACUGAAUACAAGAAAACUGAAAAUUUUUAUAAUUUUUCUUAUAAUUUUAGAAAGUGCGGAUCUUUCUUAAUCUCACUGGAUACCGAAGUUUUUUUUAAUAAAGUUAU
Molecule: messenger RNA, 231 nt
Organism: Acanthoscelides obtectus
Lineage: Eukaryota; Metazoa; Arthropoda; Insecta; Coleoptera; Chrysomelidae
Source: the annotation of a GenBank genome assembly